GUGGGUCUGGGCCUGGAGAGUGAAAGCGAAAGCUGGGGCGACUAGCCCCGAGAGUCUAGAGCUAGCAGCUGGAGAAGCAUGGCCAAGCCUUGUGGGGUUCGGCUGAGUGGAGAAGCUCGUAAACAGGUGGAUGUCUUCAGACAAAACCUUUUCCAGGAGGCUGAUGACUUCCUCUCCACAUUCUUGCCACAGAAAAUCCUCUCCCUGAGUCAGCUCUUGCAGGAGGAUUUCCUCAAUGUGACUGACCUCUCCUCCCUCCGGGCUCCUCUGGACAUCCCCAUCCCAGAUCCCCCACCCAAGGAUGAUGAGAUGGAAACAGACAAGCAGGAGAAGAAAGACGUCCCUAAGUGUGGCUUUCUCCCUGGGAAUGAGAAGCUUCUGGCCCUGCUUGCUUUGAUUAAGCCAGAAGUCUGGACUCUCAAAGAGAAAUGCAUUCUGGUAAUCACAUGGAUCCAGCACCUGAUCCCCAAGAUUGAGGAUGGGAAUGAUUUUGGGGUGGCAGUUCAGGAGAAGGUUCUGGAGAGAGUGAAUGCUGUCAAGACCAAAGUAGAAGCCUUCCAGACAGCCAUUUCCAAGUACUUCUCAGAACGUGGGGAUGCUGUAGCCAAAGCCUCCAAGGAGACCCAUGUAAUGGAUUAUCGUGCCUUGGUGCAUGAGCGAGAUGAAGCAGCCUACGGGGUACUCAGGGCCAUGGUGCUGGACCUGAGGGCCUUCUAUGCUGAGCUUUAUCAUAUCAUCAGCAGCAACCUCGAGAAAAUCGUCAACCCAAAGGGUGAAGAAAAGCCAUCUAUGUACUGAGCUAAGGAUUAGAAGGAGAAUAAAUGACUUAUACUUUA
This is a messenger RNA of Arvicola amphibius (Eurasian water vole), 836 nucleotides long. It is a transcript of the gene Psme2, whose product is annotated as proteasome activator subunit 2. Gene Ontology annotation, biological process: positive regulation of endopeptidase activity; regulation of G1/S transition of mitotic cell cycle; regulation of proteasomal protein catabolic process. The coding region runs from base 79 to 798 and encodes 239 amino acids. Gene Ontology annotation, molecular function: endopeptidase activator activity. Gene Ontology annotation, cellular component: cytoplasm; proteasome activator complex; nucleoplasm. NCBI's taxonomy places the organism in Eukaryota, Metazoa, Chordata, Mammalia, Rodentia, Cricetidae. The record is from RefSeq and is a predicted model, not a curated record. The transcript is spliced from 11 exons.